This is a messenger RNA of Bicyclus anynana (squinting bush brown), 2027 nucleotides long. Its product is annotated as holotricin-3. NCBI's taxonomy places the organism in Eukaryota, Metazoa, Arthropoda, Insecta, Lepidoptera, Nymphalidae. The transcript is spliced from 2 exons. The coding region runs from base 73 to 582 and encodes 169 amino acids. The record is from RefSeq and is a predicted model, not a curated record.
GCGCAAUAUGAUUGGUCGGAUGAAAUUUGGCACAUUCGUUUAUGCAUAGAUGUAACCUGUUCUUUAGAGGUUAUGUUUUUUGAUCUGAUAUAUAAACAGAUGAGUGGAACCAAAAACUAUCAGAUUAUUUCGUUCGCAAUCAUGAACACGAUAUUUUACCUCGGGUUGUUAGCGUGCGUAUGCCUGGUCUACGCCAAGGCACUACCAGGGGAUGAUCUUACGGUAAUGCACGUUCAAUCUGAAGAAGAACAAGCUUAUGGCCUAGCACCCGCAGAGUCUCAUAACCAAUAUCGUGACAAACGUCACGGAGGUUCUAAAGGUUACUGGGGUGGCGGAAAAGGUUACGGAAGAGGUGGAGGUUACAGAAGAGGUGGCAAUUACGGCGGAGGUUACGGAGGCGGUUAUGGAGCAGGCUACGGAGCAGGUUACGGAGGAGGUUCCGGAAGAGGGGGUGGUUACGGAGGAGGGGGUGGUUACGGAGGAGGGGGUGGUUACGGAGGAGGUAGCGGAGGAGGCGGUGGAUGGGGUAGCGGAGGUGGAUUUGGAUACGGAGGCGGUUCUGGAGGUUAUUACGGUCGGUAACCAAUAACACGUGCCAAUCGAUAUUCGUUUACAAAAAUUUGGUACACGUCGCUAUGGGCAACAGUAAUUUUCUUUACGAGAUAGUUAAUGACGUAUAAACGAUUGGCUAUAUUUAUACAGUGAUAAUUAACACAACAAAGAUUGCAGCUCAUGGUGUUAAGUGGAAAAACGAUCGCAUAAAACAAAAUACCACUCUGUGUACACUCGCGAGGAACAAGUUUUAUGACCUUUCUGUAGCAAUGGGCAUAUGCUGUGUGUGUCAACAGGGGAGGACUUAGGUUCGAUUGCCAGUUCGAGUCAGUUUUAAUUUUUUUUAUUUUUCUGUAUUAGUCCAGGUACGGUCUUGUGGUAAGCAUCAACGUGGUUAGUUACCACCAUACAGGCAAAGACGUACCGAAACUGUACCGAAACGAAAGCCUCAGAAGUAUGGGUAUUAACUUGUAUGUACCUCUUUCAUAAAUAUAUCCGCAAAGAAAGUCUGCAUCCAUCAUGCACAUCAUAGAUGCAGAAAUGCACUGCUUACCACAAGGACUCGCAAUCAACCUGGACUGAGGAAGGAAUUCGCUGUUUUGUACGAUUUGUACAUACCCUAGUUAAAAUCAUUGUGCACGCCACUGACUGCACCACAUAGCACCAGGAGAGAUCGCAGUCAAGGACUAACCACGUCACGGAAUAAGUCUAGUGUUGGUACAUCCCCAGAAAAUAUCUGUCACGCAGCUAGUAAAGAUGUAUGAAAACCUUAUUCUUGCAAAUUAAUAAUUCGAAUUUAAAAAUUUAAAACGCUAAAAUACCGUUGUUUUUAAAUCUGGUAGAAUUUUAAAUAAAAAUCUGGGUUUUAAAUCUGGUAGAAUUUUAUAAAAUUACUUUUAAAUACAUAUAAUUUGAAGUUAAUUGCCGUUUUCCUACCACCUACGUGGGUAAUUGGGUAUAUUCAUCUCACAGAGUGAUUAGGCACCUAAUAGGCAAGCACGCUCCUCCGUAGAUUGUAUCGCUUAGGUAGCAUUAGCGAAGUACAUGUUACAUGUGCUUAUGUCACCGUUAAAUUGUAAAAUAUAUUUGAUUAUAUAAUCUCAAUCGCGAUAUUAUAAUCUGUCGAUAUAUUGUAAACUGUUUCACUUCAAUGGAUUAUUAUAAUUCGUAUUAUAAUUGACCGAAAAAUAACAGGUUAAAUUGUAAUCUUUAUGUUCAAUUUACAAUAUAUCCACAGAUUACAACAUCGAGAGACAUUAGUCGAUUUUCUUUCGACUACAAGUUAGUAUGGUCGAUUUUCCUAAGAAUUUAAUUACAUUCAUAAUAUUUAACACCAAUAUUCAGCACUAAACACCAUAGUUAUUUUUUAUGAACUAAUUCAUUGCUUUCUUUUUGUACGAGUAUUUAAUAUUAGUGCAAUGUGAAAUACAAUUCUGUGAUAAUAACGAAAUAAAAGUAUUGUUUAAUAAACUGUA